AUGGAUUCAACGCAAACACCACCCCGGCUCUUACUCCGAAAGAACGGGCGGCCGCAGGCUUGUGAGCCGUGCCGAAAACGCAAAGUAGCCUGCGAUCACUCGCAACCAAUAUGCAACAGAUGCAGAAAGUCGAAGCGUCCCGGGGAGGUGUGCGAGUACAUCCUCGGUGACAGUCCAGCAACAUCAAACGAAACUCCAAGGCAGACCCGGCCGAGAGAGCAACGUCGUGCUUCCAGAGCGCCGUCUAUUCCCCUGACUUCGAACUUUCAGCCCACCGUCAUACCGAUAUCGCAAUUAAGUCCAAGACCAACGGCGGUAUCGCGGACGGCAUCAACGGCAACAGCGACAACCUCGCCCGCGAGAUCCACGACCCAGCACCGCCCCUCGAUCCCUGCAAGUCUACCCACCAGCCCGGACUCGGCCGGCACGGCAGCCACUCCGGCCGUCACGCCGGCCGUCCUCGGCAUCGGCUACCUCGGCUUCACCUCCUUUUGCGGCAUCUACGAAGAGACUCGCUCAAGUCUAAAGCAGCUCCAGCCGUCCAGCGCGGCGCCCAUAGGAGAGAUCGGGACUACCGCCUACUGCGGGCUCGAGUGUUCUCCGCCCCUGACGGCUCAGGCGCUCGAAACAUGUCUGACUAUCCUACGCCACGUCCCGGACCGCGAGACGGGGCUCAAGCUGUUCGACAGCCACUUGAGCCCGAGCGACGGGUGGAUCCGCCUAGCGGCAAAACACAUGAUGAUAUCGCUGUACAACACGUUUCCGCAGUACUUUCCCGCCGGCGAACACGGCCGACGGCCAGAUGAUGCCCAGCUCACUGCGCUUGCACGUACUAUCUGCGGAAAUACCGCAAAGUGCUUAUCUGACGAAGAGUCCGACCCGGCCAGGUGGAUGGCGCAGUUCACCGGCACCAAUUUGCGAUGGGAGUCACUGGGCGUGAUGUUUGUGUACUUGGAGCUGGCGGCUCGUUAUCUCGGACCGUACCGGCCGGACGUCGGCUCCCGGUUUCAGUGCGUGGAUGAGGGGACGAAGGUGGUCAUGCAGUAUCGGUACUGUCUUGGUGCUUGUAUAGAGUUGACCAAGGCUGCCGGUAGUGGGGGAAACACAUUGCUCCUCUUCAUGUGUUCGAAACGCACCAUCAUCGAGUCGCUCUUCUCGGGCGAUGCUAGCUUCGCUUGCUGGCAACUCCACGCAGAGACAGUAGCCCUAUCAACAUUCCUCGGCUUCCACGACGAAGUCGCAGCGGCGCCGGGGGCAGGCUACAAACCAACCGUCUGCUCCGAGAUCAAGCGCAAACUCUUCUCCUACGUCUUCUAUGUAGACAAGGUCCUGGCCUCAUUCGCCGGCCGACCACCCCUCAUCAGCCGCCGAUACGCGCGCACACCACCGCCUCUGGACCUAAAGGACGACCACCUCCUCUCCGACGAGGCCUCGCUGGCGCGCCAUGUCGCCGCACUCGAUGAAAACGGAUGGAACACCAAGGGCGAGCUCUACUCUGCCACCAUCGUCCGGGCCCGCGUGAUGCUGGCACAUAUCCGGGACGAAAUAUUCGAGAUCGCGCUCGGACAGGGUUCCGUGACGCUGGUCGAGACGUUGUUAGAAAUCAAAGAAAGACAACUUCGGACUGUUGCUGGGUUCCCCGAUAUCAUGACCCUGAGAGAAGAAGACGUGCAGAAUAGGAAACUCGACAUCUCGUUACUGUACACCCGACUCAUCAUGAAGCUGGAACACCUCCAAAACAUGUUCUUCAUCGAGCGGCUACUCGCGAAAAGAGGCCACGAUGACGGCGCAUUGCUGUCUGUCAGCUUUGAAAUGGUUUCCAAGACCCUCAUGUUCUGGACAAACAUGGAUCGUCUAUCUUGCAUGAACGGUGACUUUGAAUGGCUCGUAAUGGCCUACGCGGCUCCCGGAGGCGGCAUCCUCUGCAUGGAACUCCUUAAACCCACCCUCCAAGGCGGCCACCACCCGCAGAACCCCCAAGUCUCCCGCUCGAGCAUUAUCCAGAAGCUGAGCCUCCUCGUCGGCUUCCUCGACUGGGUCAGCCCCACGGCGCCCAACGGCGACCUCUGCGCCGACUGCAAGGUCAUCAUCCAGCGCGUCCUCGACCAGGCGCUCAACAGCCCCGCGGCGUCGGCCUCGUCCGCCGUCGACGGCGGGUUGCCCGCCGGGGUAAUGCUCGAUGUCCCCAUGGACUGGGAUUUCUCUACGCAGCUUGAUUUCAACUUUGAUUUGCUUGAUACGUUUGAUUGGUUGCGUCCUGAGGUGUCUUCGAGUCAACAGUCGUCGUAG
Messenger RNA from Colletotrichum costaricense, 2289 nucleotides. RefSeq names its product fungal specific transcription factor domain-containing protein. Bases 1 to 2289 code for a protein of 762 amino acids. Gene Ontology annotation, molecular function: DNA-binding transcription factor activity, RNA polymerase II-specific; zinc ion binding; DNA binding. Gene Ontology annotation, cellular component: nucleus. Gene Ontology annotation, biological process: DNA-templated transcription; regulation of DNA-templated transcription. The transcript has 4 exons. The record is from RefSeq and is a predicted model, not a curated record. Lineage: Eukaryota; Fungi; Ascomycota; Sordariomycetes; Glomerellales; Glomerellaceae.